Messenger RNA from Colletes gigas, 1113 nucleotides. RefSeq names its product D-aspartate oxidase (gene Daao2). The record is from RefSeq and is a predicted model, not a curated record. NCBI's taxonomy places the organism in Eukaryota, Metazoa, Arthropoda, Insecta, Hymenoptera, Colletidae. The transcript has 7 exons. Gene Ontology annotation, molecular function: FAD binding; D-amino-acid oxidase activity. Bases 51 to 1073 code for a protein of 340 amino acids.
UCGUCGCGCGUCCACGGAUCAACGGAUUUCGUCGGAACGAUCGGUGAAAAAUGCGCGUCGCGGUGGUGGGAGCUGGCAUAAUCGGCACGACUACCGCCCUCGCGGUGAAAACUGCUUUUCCACGACUCCAGGUGCACGUGAUCGCGGACGAAUUUUCCCCGGACACCACUGGCGACGGAAGUGCUGGUCUCUGGGGCCCGUACCUUCUGGCGGACACGCCGAUCGAUAAAAUAGAUUCCUGGGCCGGAAUUACGCAUCGAUGGUUGGAAACAUUGUGGAAAUCUGGCCUGUGCUUCGAAACAGGAGUUUCCUUGGUGCCUGCGUAUCGCGUUACGUCCGAUCCCAAAGGAUACAUCGAUUCCAGCUGGACCAAAUUGGUCUACGGUGCCCACCGAAUGACUAGAACCGAAUUGGAAAAACUAAACGAAGAACACAAGUCGAAAUACACGGACGGUUGGAUGUUCGUGACUUACACGGCCGAGCCUGUUCGUUUAUUGCCGUGGCUGGCAGAAAAGUUUCUCGAAGCUGGCGGAAAAUUGUUUAAAAGGAAGGUCCACGCGUUGCACGAACUGAUCGACGAGGGCUACGACUUGAUAAUAAAUUGCAGCGGUCUCGGUGCUCGGAAACUCGUCGACGAUAACACGAUUACGUCUGUCAGGGGUCAAGUGGCCACGGUGACAGCGUCUUGGGCGAAGCACGUGUUUCUGGUGGACGAUGACGAUGGGAACUACAUUAUUCCAAACAUCGAUCGCACGAUACUGGGAGGCACUCAUCAAUACAAUGACUACGACCGUACACCGCGAAAAGAGGAUUCCACGUUCAUUUACGAUGGCUGUUGUCGAAUUUUCCCCUCGCUGAAGGCGACCAAAGUGUUAAAGGAGUGGGUUGGUCUUCGCCCGGGAAGACCCAGCGUUCGUCUCGAACCGGAAGUCCUCCGAUCUCCUCGAGGCAAACGAUUCACGGUGAUACACAAUUAUGGGCACGGCGGAAGCGGCGUGACGUUGUCCUGGGGCUGCGCUAUGGACGUCGUCGCGAUUCUGAGGGAGAGGCGAACAUUGAACUCGAAUUUGUAAAUGAUUAAAAGGAAAUAAUUUAAUAUCUUACGCAUCUUUA